AUGAGGCAGCUUGAGCGCCAGAUCAAGCGCGAAGCCAGCGGCUCACCACCACCGAAGAAACCAAGAGAGCCAACGCCGGACUUGACGGACGUUGUGAGCGUUCUGGAGAGAAAGCGUCGAUUGACACAGUGGGACAUCAAGCCUCCUGGCUACGACAAUGUGACUGCUGAGCAGGCCAAGCUGUCGGGCAUGUUUCCUCUUCCUGGCGCUCCACGGCAGCAGCCAAUGGACCCAGCUAAACUGCAGGCUUUCAUGAACCAGCCAGGAAACCAGGCAAGCAGCUCGGCAUUGAAGCCUUCUAGUGCACGUCAGUCCAAGCGUGUCAUGGUGCAUAACCUUCCACCAUCUGCCACAGACGAGAGCAUGGUCGACUUCUUCAACCUGCAACUCAACGGCCUGAACAUCACCCGCGGUGUCGAUCCAUGCAUUUCCGCUCAAUGCAGCAAGGACAAGACAUACGCGCUUGUCGAAUUCAAGACUCCAGAAGAUGCGACCAACGCCAUGGCUCUCGAUGGCAUUACUAUGGACCACGACGCCAUGGACACGAGCGGAGCAUCGAAUGGCGCACCGAAAGGCCUCCAGAUCAAGCGUCCUCGAGAUUACAUUGUGCCCAACGUCAUCGACGAGACUGAGAACGAAUCUGGACUACUGUCUAACACUGUCCCGGACACGCAAAACAAGAUCUCUAUCACUAACCUGCCUUCUUUCUUGGCCGAGGAGCAGAUUCAGGAGUUGCUCAUGUCCUUUGGCGAACUCAAGAGCUUCGUUCUGGUUAGGAAUCAGUCGAGUGGAGAGAGUCGCGGCAUCGCGUUCUGCGAGUACAAGGAUCCCAGCGUGACCAAGGUUGCCGUGGAUAGUCUCAAUGGCAUGGAGUUGGCAGACACUGCGAUGCGCGUCAAACUGGCCAGUAUCGGUAUUCAGCAAGUCAGCAGCGAGAUGAGCGUCAACGCCAUGAGCUUGAUGGCUGGUGCAAAGUCGACCGAUGCGGACAAUGGCCGUGUGCUCGCCUUGAUGAACAUGAUUACACCGGAGGAACUGAUGGACCCAGAUGAUGCUGACGAGAUUCUCGAGGAUGUCAAGGAGGAAUGUGCCAAAUACGGUCCGCUGCUCGAAGUCAAGAUGCCUCGACCUACAGGUGGCUCUCGCCAGAGCACUGGUGUUGGCAAGAUUUAUCUCAAGUACGAAACGUCCGAGCACGCUGCGAAGGCUUUGGCUGCAUUGGCAGGCCGAAAGUUCGCGGAUCGCACCGUCGUGGUCACUUACUUCGGCGAAGAGUACUUUGAUGUCAACGCCUGGUAG
Messenger RNA from Sphaerulina musiva SO2202, 1299 nucleotides. RefSeq lists its product as uncharacterized. The transcript is spliced from 2 exons. Gene Ontology annotation, molecular function: poly-pyrimidine tract binding; pre-mRNA 3'-splice site binding. The record is from RefSeq and is a predicted model, not a curated record. Lineage: Eukaryota; Fungi; Ascomycota; Dothideomycetes; Mycosphaerellales; Mycosphaerellaceae. Gene Ontology annotation, biological process: mRNA processing. Gene Ontology annotation, cellular component: U2AF complex; U2-type prespliceosome; commitment complex. The coding region runs from base 1 to 1299 and encodes 432 amino acids.